AAAACCUUGUCAGGCAUUCCUUUUCCCUUUGCUUUUUAAAGAGCCUUCUAAUGCAGGGGACUUUUUUUGUCCAGUUAUGAAACUUUUUGUUGUUGUAGCACUCUGUUGUAGCUUUUUUUCUGCUAGAGCCACCCCUCUCCCAUUUGAAUUUUUGGACUGCGAUGACCCAGAUGUCUUGGAAGCUGUUGACACAGCACUGCAGAAAUACAAUGGAGACAGCACUACUAGUAAUCAAUUUGCUCUGUACAUGGUGAUGGAAGCCAAGAGAACAGUAGGUCCUGCCAAACAAUUGCACGUGAAAUAUCAGGUACGAGAGACCACUUGUGCCACUGAGGAAAACAAACUGUGGAAGGACUGUGAUUACAAAGCAUCUGCAGAAGCUAAAACAGGAGAAUGCACAGCUCAAGUUCACAUGAAUAACGCUGAAAAAAUAAGUAAUGUUUCACAAGAUUGCAAAAUUGUUCCAGUUCAACCAAUGAUACCAUCUACUCAGGGAACCUGUCUUGGAUGCUUUCAUUCGAUACCAAGUGACAAUUUACAAGUGUUAGAAAUUCUGAAAAAAGCCAUUGUAAAGUUCAACAAGCACAGUGGUGAAACUGUCCUUUUCAAACUUGUGGGAAUAACAGAAGCUCAAAGACAGGUGGUAGCUGGAUGGAAUUACAUAAUUAAAUAUGAAAUCAAGGAAACAAAUUGCUCCAAAGACCAAUUUCAAGAUUUAACUCACGAAUGCAAAACCACUUCUGAAGGUCGUAUAGGCAAAUGUGAUGCCAAAGCAUAUGAAAAUCUUCGGGCAGAGAUUGUAGAUAUUGCAAGCCAGUGCAACCUUCCAGCUGAAGAAGUGGUAAAUCCUCCCACUCGUGUUUGUGCUGGUUGUCCAAGUGCCAUCCCAACUGACAGUGCAGAAGUGAAGGAACUACUGAAGGUUGCUGUGGAAAAGUUUAAUUUAGAGACCAAUGAUGACUUCUACUAUCAAGCUGCAGAAAUAGAAUCAGCGACAGUUCAGGUGGUUGCAGGACAAAACUACAACCUAGUAUUUUUUGUCCAGAAGACAAACUGCUCAAAAAAAGAAUUUGAAAAGCUUAAUGAGGACUGUGAAGCCACAACAGACAGUCUACCACUGCGCUGUGAAGCACAAAUUUAUGUGGCCCCAUUGGAGAAAAAAAUCAUCUCUCAGGUUAACUGCUCUCAAUAUCAGCUAAUGACCGCGAUGGUGAGAAGGCCUCCAGGAUUCACUCCUUUACGAAGCUUUGUUCAACUACCACAGGUAGUUGGAACUCCAGCCUCCAAUACAAAUGAAGGAGAAAGUCAAAGAGCAGGUGAAGAAAUAAGACAAGAUGACAGACAGGGACCAGAUGGCAAAGUUGAACCUGGGCACAAACACAGGCAUAAACUUAGGCACGGAUUGAAAAUGGAUCAUGAAUUUGCCAAAAGGCACAAGCAGGAAACUGACUGUGGGCCCAGGAAGGGCCACAGGUGUGGACAUAGAAAACACAUUAAAAAUGGUAAACACAAACAUCAUAAACCUGAAUCUUCUGAGGAAUCCAGUGAAAGGGUUUUUAGUCCAAAAGAAACCCUCCCAUCAUCUGCUGCUGAAGCAGCAUUAGAGCUCCUCAGUGCAGAGUUUGUAAGGACAGAAAUCGAUACUCCUACAGAACCAGUGUAUUCUCCUGAUAUCUCUUCAUUUAAUGGGAUGCCGGAGGAUCACACAGAAUCUCCUCUCCCCAAGUGCCCUGGAAAACCUUGGAAACCAAUUCUGGACCUGCCCAUUCCUCCCAGCCUUCCCAGAGAAUUCAUGAAUGAGGAUCUCUUGCCUUCCGUUGCAGAAAACAUCGACCUUACAACAGAAAACCCACCACCCCCCCAAAAUGAAGGGAUGAGCUUUGAUCUUGCAGAUGCAUUAGAAUAAUUCAAGCAUCACAGGAUCCUCUCCAAAAGCCCCACAGAGAAAACCAGAGAAUAUUUGCCUUUUGAAAUAUAUGAGAUCUAAGAGGCAAAAGCUCCCAUCCAGUUAGCUGAAAUACUCGAGUUGGUCAUCAAUGCUCCGUGUCUGCUUAACUGAUGCACAUCUGGCAAAAACGUACAUCAGGCAUGGCACCAAUGAUUCAGAAGCUGUCCAGUAAAGGGACUGGGCAAAUCAAUAGCUUUCAGCCUCCAAAGUCCCAGUCACAACCAUCACAUCUGCCCCGUGUUGCUAUGAGCACACAGCGAACUACUGCGUCAAAUUUCACUAUAUUAUGUUUAAAAAACAAAGAAUUUUGCAGAUUACAUGAAGAAUUUCAACCAAAUAUGCACAACACAAAAUUAAACCACUACAGAGCAAGGAUGCCUUUCUUAGAUAUCUGAAAUUACAUUUCUCUAAUUUCCUGGAGCGAAUCUUUCGAAGAGAAAAUAAAAUAAAGGAACCAA
Tympanuchus pallidicinctus (lesser prairie-chicken) is the source of this 2406-nucleotide messenger RNA. RefSeq names its product kininogen 1 (gene KNG1). NCBI's taxonomy places the organism in Eukaryota, Metazoa, Chordata, Aves, Galliformes, Phasianidae. Gene Ontology annotation, cellular component: blood microparticle; extracellular region. Bases 77 to 1906 code for a protein of 609 amino acids. Gene Ontology annotation, biological process: positive regulation of cytosolic calcium ion concentration; negative regulation of endopeptidase activity; negative regulation of blood coagulation. Gene Ontology annotation, molecular function: cysteine-type endopeptidase inhibitor activity. The transcript is spliced from 10 exons. The record is from RefSeq and is a predicted model, not a curated record.